Molecule: messenger RNA, 919 nt
Organism: Salvia hispanica
Lineage: Eukaryota; Viridiplantae; Streptophyta; Magnoliopsida; Lamiales; Lamiaceae
Source: RefSeq, a predicted model, not a curated record
AUGGAUUCGAAAACUGUGGAAGCUUCAUUUCCUUCAAACAUUGAGCGCAGCGUCGCCUCCGCGCUUCUCAGUCUCUCUUCCUGUCCUUCCGUGGGAAUGAGCUGCGGCGACGGAGACAGUCCGGAGAGCCUCGAGAGCACGGCGAUUUCUGCUCUCAGAAUCGGCGGAUCGCCGGCAGAAGCGAGUGCGGAUGAUGAGUCGUCGAGCGCUCAGAUGGCGGCGGCGUUUGUGUCCAGAUCGCAUGAUCUGAAGCUCAAGAUAGUGCAGAAGAAACGCUCAAGAAGUAUCUACAUCUCCAAUGGCAAGAAACUGAAAACCAGCAGCAAGCCAAUAGCAACUCCUGCUCCUUCUGCGUCAUCCGAGACUUUCUCUGAGAUAACAACUGAGGUUUCAUCUUGCUUUUCUAGCAACUCCAGGCAGAGUCUUACUAGUAAAACUAGUGCUGUUGCUAAGGAGAGGGAGCCAUUUAUGCCCGAUCACAUGGGCCACAAAGCUGCAGCCAUUAUGAGGUUUCUUGCUGAUGGAAGUGCUUCUGAAGUGAUGAUUCGUCAGUUGCUCGGAGACAGCCCAUCCACAAGCAAAGCCUUGCGAAUGUUGCUGAAGUUGAAAGCAGUGAAGAGAUUUGGAGCAGGAGGCCGCUCUGAUCCUUAUAUUUACAUGAUUGCCUAGUUAGUUACAGAAAUGGAUCGAGUUAGCUGCCCAGUCAAUAAAAUAAAAAUCAAUUUGACAAUUUAUAAAUUCCACCAAGUAAUUUGUCCAAUAUUUUAGGUAUAUUUGUUUAUAUUAAAACUGUAGUAGUAUAUCUUUACUUGUAAUUUGUGAUUGAGAUUUCGUUACACGAACCUGAAUAGCAGGAAUUUUGUGCAUCGCCCAAUUCUUGUCAACGGUGCCAAUUUUGCUUUAAUGUUUUUAUGGAUUA